This is a messenger RNA of Aureobasidium namibiae CBS 147.97, 1047 nucleotides long. RefSeq lists its product as uncharacterized. NCBI's taxonomy places the organism in Eukaryota, Fungi, Ascomycota, Dothideomycetes, Dothideales, Saccotheciaceae. The coding region runs from base 1 to 1047 and encodes 348 amino acids. The transcript has 3 exons. The record is from RefSeq and is a predicted model, not a curated record.
AUGCAUCUCAUGUUGGCUUUCUCACUACUGAUCCUCUGUGCUAUCGCCUCCGCUUCCAAUGUCCCACAGGACUGGGUUGUAGGACUAAGAGACAAUUACACGCUUGAAGAACACCUUGCCACAGUCAGCCAGCACAUCAACAUUAACAUCAAGCAAUACAUACCAAAAAUCAACGGAUACGCCAUCGCUCCUUCCGCAGACGAUGAGAGUAUAGUAUCGUCAAUUCGUCAAGACCCUGGUGUCGGCUUCAUAGUCCAAAAGCCUCAAGGUUACUUCUCUGAAGAGUACCGCCUUGGGCUCGAAGACUAUGACCUCGAAGCGUACGAAGAUGAGAGAUUCUGGUUGACACUACAAGACCAAGAUCCUGAAGUUAUGAUCACCGAUGAUGGUGCCCUCAAAACCCCAUUGGUCUGGCGAAUCUUCUUCACGAAUGAAGAUGCGCUGGAAGAGCACAUCGCGGCUGUUGGAAGGAAUUUGCAGAUGUACGAUGUUAUGAACCACUCCUAUUGGGUAGUGUUCAUCGAUGAUGCACAAGAAAAAGAGUACCUGUCGAUGUUCAAGAGUGACCCUAGAGUCACGACGGUGUAUCCGGAGCGCGAUAGACAAGGUAUCUUCUAUGACGACGAUGAGAGGACUCAUACAGAGGCACAUGUGGAUGAGGUUAUUGUCCACGAGUAUCUGGCAGGAACCGACCGUGGACAUAAAGAAACAGUGCAAUACCCACUCUCCGUAGAUAUCGCUCGGAUGUUAGAAGCACCAUGCAUUUCUAUGCAUACCUACCCAGUGACAAUCAAUGCACACGAAAAAUGCGAUAAAAUCAAGUUUGGUAGCGACGAUAGACGUUACUUGCCCAGCAAUGAGACGACAGGCGCAAGCUCAGAGGUCGAUCGUUCAGAGGAAGCACAUUCCAGUGCCGCAUACGCACUUGUUGAAAGGAGCGGUCGCUCUGCUUCGACGCGCAGGUCCUUAAUGUGCGACAAAAAGACUUAUACGCUGGGACGAACGAGUGUUCUACGUCACGCAAUGCCGACGGCAUGCAACGCUUGA